UUUCGCAGAGAAUUUUGUGCCGUGAACAAUGGCAUCCGCGGAAGAUUAUUCUCUGACGUGGUGCGAUCAUGCCCCGGCUAUGGCCAAGUACCUGAACACGCUCCGAUGCGAGAACCAAUACACCGACGUUGUGUUUUUCUGCGGCAAAGAACGGCUUCCUGCGCACAAACUCGUCCUUCUCGCCAACAGCACCUACUUCGAAGACAUCUUUGGCCUGGUUCCUGAUCGACCCGGGAUCACGAUCCCGAUCGUGAUGCACCACAUCCGCAGUGACCUUCUCAAUCUCGCCCUGGAGUUCAUGUACACCGGGGAAGUGAGUGUCGCGGAGAAGGAUUUGCAGAGUUUCAUGGCAUUGACGAGUGCGUUGGGGAUUCGUGGAUUCCACGCGGAAGAUCAGCAGCAGCAAAAUCAACAACAGAAUUUGGUUGACGAUGACGGGAGCAGUAAUAAGUCAGUUCAUGUGGGCGAUGUUCAGGAAUCUGCUGUAUCGGAAAUUCGUGAAUCUUCAGUCAUUCUGGCGACUGGUUCAAGUGCACCUGUGGCGAUCUCGGGAACAAAUUCAGCGGAUAACGCUUAUCAGGUUUUGCAGCCUGCGGGCGAAAUCUUCAUGGCACGUCCUCCUGACCCAAAGAAGCCCAGAUUGGCGAACUGA
Molecule: messenger RNA, 652 nt
Organism: Notodromas monacha
Lineage: Eukaryota; Metazoa; Arthropoda; Ostracoda; Podocopida; Cyprididae
Source: the annotation of a GenBank genome assembly